Messenger RNA from Glossina fuscipes, 879 nucleotides. RefSeq names its product polyubiquitin-like. The record is from RefSeq and is a predicted model, not a curated record. The transcript has 2 exons. Gene Ontology annotation, molecular function: protein tag activity; ubiquitin protein ligase binding. Gene Ontology annotation, cellular component: nucleus; cytoplasm. Gene Ontology annotation, biological process: protein ubiquitination; modification-dependent protein catabolic process. Bases 1 to 879 code for a protein of 292 amino acids. Lineage: Eukaryota; Metazoa; Arthropoda; Insecta; Diptera; Glossinidae.
AUGAAAAAAAACCCACCAUGUCAGCGCCAUUUGACUUAUGCGGGCAAGCAUUUAGAAGAUGGUUUUACACUAAUGAGCUAUAACAUACAAAAGUACUCGACUCUUUACUUGGUUUUACGUUUACUUGGCGGUAUGGAAAUUUAUGUUGAAACACGACAGAAUAAAACCAUUGCAUUGGAGGUUGAGUCUUCUGACACCGUUAAAUAUAUCAAAGCAAAAAUUGAAGAAAAAGAAGGUAUUCCUCUAGAUCAUCAGUGCUUGAUAUUUGAUGGCAAGCAAUUGGAAGACGACCGUACUCUCUUCGAAUAUAAUAUUGAGAAAGACGCUACUCUUCAGGUGAUUUUGCGUUUGCGCGGUGACACACAAAUCCUUGUUAAAGCUUUGAUUGGUAGAAAUAUCCGCUUGAACAUAGAUCGAGGUGUUCGUAUUCGAUCGCAUCAGCAGUGUUUAAUCCAUGCUCGCAAGCAGUGGGCAUAUGGACAUGACAUCUGUACUUGUAAUGCUCGGGAAUCGUCUGCCUAUCAUUUGGUUUUGCGUUUACAUGGUGGUAGGCAAAUUUUCGUAAAGACAUUAAACGGCAAGACUGUUGCCUUGCAAGUCGAGCUUACGGAUACCAUUGAAAAGAUGAAAACUAAAAUCCAAGAAGAACAAGGCGUUCCUUAUGAACUGCAGCGUCUGAUUUUUGGCGGCAAGCAAAUGCAAGAUGACUUCACUAUUUCUGAUUACAAUAUUUAUAAUCAUCCAACUCUGUACUUGGUGCUGCGUUUGCGUGGUGGCAUGCAUAUCUACCUUAGAACUUUAAAGUUGUCUCUCCAAAUCGAAGCGGAGGACACCUUGUCUAGACCGCAUCUCCUACCAAAUAAUGAGUGCGCUAUCUAA